AGUCGGCUUCCGGAUGAGGUGAGUCUGAAUGCGGUGUCGAGGGCGCUAGAGGCAGGAGCACCUGUAGACGGCGAGGAAGGAGCCUUAGUUACACCCCUGCAGCAUGCCGCCGUUACCUCCAACCUCUGCCUCGCCAGGAUCCUCUGUGACAACAACGCCAAUCUUGAGCUUAGGUCUAGUCUCCAUGGAGGAAGGACGGCGAUGCACCUGGCUACGGUGUCUGGGAACGAGGCUAUGGUGCAACUCCUUGUUGCUAUGGGUAGCAAAGUUGAUUCCAAGGACGACCAAGAUAAAACACCGCUAACACGUGGCAGCAGAGACUGGUAAUGAGGCCCUUGUAGAACUAAUGCUGAGUUGUGGGUCUCCCGUCGAUCCCAAAGACGUAACAGGUUUCACUCCGGCCCAGUACGCUGCUAGAGAAGGCCACACUCGUGUCUUAGAAUUGCUCAUAGCCCACGGAGCCAGCCUUCACACACUUGACCAAGAUGAGGCGACACUGCUCCACCUGGCCGCCGAG
Messenger RNA from Cherax quadricarinatus, 517 nucleotides. The record is from RefSeq and is a predicted model, not a curated record. Lineage: Eukaryota; Metazoa; Arthropoda; Malacostraca; Decapoda; Parastacidae.